AUGUCCCUGCUGGACUACUGGGACACCCUGCGGCCGUCGGUCAAGCGCAGAAAAACUACGGCGGAUGAUACGGACGACGCUACUGGUCUCAGCGAUGCUGUUACUGGCCGGAAAGAUGGGUUAGAGAUACCGGAGACGCCUUUGGUUAACCCAGAUGUGGAGGACACUGCGAGUACAUCGUAUCUAGGCCAAGAGCCAGAGGGAGGUGAACUUCCCUUUCCUGGAAGCCAGACGGAACUCGAGUCUUCACUGCCCGCUAUCGAUACGGAUAGCCAUGCAAUCGAGGAAUAUGAAGCCUCUCAGUCCAUCCCAGAUCACGAGGAAGAGCCCGGGCUACGGGAACGGCUGCAGGAUGGCAAGUGGCGGAAGGGGAAGAGCUCUAUUUACGUGGAUGCAUUCAAUCUAGCGCUGGAAACUGUGCUAGAUGAGGAGGCGCAUCUAUUCGACGAUGCUGAGAUGGAGGUCUUCAAGCAGUGGAAGGAGUUAUCGUAUGAAUCACAGUAUCUAUACGUGCGACUCUUCCUCCGAAAGACCUCAGCCUGGCACCGGAUCAACCGACUAGGCUACUACUCCGACAUCUCAGACCUCACAAGCGCCGUAAACGACCUCCAACGCACCCGUACCCUCCCCAUAAACUCACCCCCCGCAACCUCACCCCACCCCAACACCCCCAAACUAGGCACCAAGUUUCACUUCGCCGACAAAACAGACCAAAUCACCACCCUAGAAGAAGCCAGCUCCCUCCUCCUACUAGACGAACUCAAAACCCUUGCCAAAGACGCCAAAGUGCAAGGCAAAAGCAAAAAAGACCUUCUAACCGCCCUCCACCGCGCCAGCCAACAACAAACCGGCCUCGACUGGACCACCACCAGCACCAACAAAGCAUCCGCCAACCGCGACACCCACUUCACCCAGAAGAUCCUCGACUACACAGGGGAUUGUAUCCGCCUCGCUACUGCGCCGAGGGAACUCUUCGAGCGCGUCCAUCUCGUCUUUUAUCGCUCGACGGAAUGGACGGAGAAAUCCCUCACCACUAUCAUCCUGGCGAAGAUCUCGCGGAGGAAUUUCCCGGAGUAUGUCGUUUGUCGGUCGAGCUCGAUUUCCCCGUCGAGGGCUUUUCUGCUGGAAUUUGAGUCUGCGUUGCGGACGCAGUUUGAUAUAGAUCAUAUUCUGGAGUUCAGUGGUACGCCGACGGUGGAAUUGUUAACCCAAGUCCGGGAUCAUGCUUAUAAAGUGUAUCCCCGGUGGAAGAAGCUCUGCCAGCAAGAGCAGCAAAAGGAAGAUAGUGUCUAUGAGUGUGGGGAGGGGGCUUACUUACGACGCUUCUCGCCUGCGUGGGUCUACACGCGGAUUAUCCACAAGGGACUUUACCCGCUAGGCAGGUUCAAGGAGUAUAAAGAGGAGCAUCGGCUUCUGUGUGAGUUACUGGGUCAGCGACUGUUCCAUGCUGCGCGGCGGGGGUCGUGGUAUCAGCGGAAAGCACUCCUGGAGGAACACUAUAUGUGGAAUCUGAUGUCGUGGGAAGGACGCAGCGAGGACGCGCAACGGAAACAUUGGAGACGGAUUGCGUUGCAGACGUGUGAGGAGGGUCUUCAGGAUCCGGAUUGCCAUUUGAUUUACCAUUAUGAUUUGCAGAAGCGGAUUAUGAAGCUUGAGAGGGCGCUUAAGGUGGUUAAACGGGAGCAGCAUGAUUUUAGUCAUGUUAUGUUGGCUAGGCCGGAGGAACGGACGGUCGAGGGUAUUCGUAUUGAGCGUGAGGAUACGCUUGCGCAGGAGGAUAUGUCUAGACGGGGGAGAGCGACUGUUUGGGUUGAUGAAAGGGAUGGUGGGGAGUGUCGGGUGGAAAGUAUGUGUUUGAGUUGGUAUCGGGAUCAGGGAUGGAAGGGAUAUCAUUCUGAGGGAGGGAUUGUUCGGACUCUGUUCGGCUAUCUCUUCUACGACAUCCUCUUCACCUACGUCCCGAAUGUUUUUCAGACGCCUUUCCAAACCUGUCCCUUAGAUCUCCAUACGGACUCUUUCUACGCUACUCGCGCCUCGGAGAUCAAUCAUCGUCUGGUGGAGAUCACCAACGGCGAGUCUGAACGUAUCCUCCGUGCUGUUCACGCUCGUGAAGCACCUCGCCAGCCCUGUGCUAUCGGCAUCGAUUGGACCUUUGAGCUGGAUGACCUCGUCGACAUCGUGAGGUGCUUCCGCGGCGAGGCCCUCGCGGCCAUCUGCAAGGUCCUGGCGCAGGAGUAUCAGCAGCGUGGGGGUGGGAUUCCGGAUCUGUUUCUGUGGCGGGUGGAGAGUCGGGAGGUGAUGUUUGUCGAGGUGAAGAGUGAGAAUGAUCGCUUGAGUGAUACACAGCGAUUGUGGAUUCAUGUUCUUGGGGGUGCUGGGGUGAGGGUUGAGCUUUGUAAUGCGGUUGCUAGGGAGGUGAGAUAUGUAUAG
Messenger RNA from Aspergillus oryzae RIB40, 2430 nucleotides. Its product is annotated as fanconi-associated nuclease 1. The transcript has 3 exons. Gene Ontology annotation, molecular function: flap-structured DNA binding; 5'-flap endonuclease activity; 5'-3' exonuclease activity. The coding region runs from base 1 to 2430 and encodes 809 amino acids. Gene Ontology annotation, cellular component: nucleus. The record is from RefSeq and is a predicted model, not a curated record. NCBI's taxonomy places the organism in Eukaryota, Fungi, Ascomycota, Eurotiomycetes, Eurotiales, Aspergillaceae. Gene Ontology annotation, biological process: interstrand cross-link repair.